UUGCUGCUAAAUCUAACCUUAACGAAAUAACUCGAUAGUCGACGGGGAUUGUUUAAUUUUUUUUUUAUUGUAUUAAUUAUUUACACGUACGUGUGUAUAUGUUAAUUAAAUUUUCCAGCCCGAUUUAAUGUACAUAUACGUGUUUUGCAAUCCGUUUAAUCACCGAACGUAAAAGUCUGGAUAUUCCGAGGACGGUCGUCGCGUUCGCUCCCGUUCGUUGUUCCCAGUUGCGAGUUCUUUUAUUAAUGUGUAGGUGCGAAAAAAUACAAGUAACAAAUACACACGUUACAGAAGUAAAUAAAAUCCCCAGUGAUGCAUAACAUAUAUCCCCUGGCCAGAGGAGACCCCUUGUGCCCCCUAGGUUUCCACCCGCAAGUCCGAUGGCCUACCAGAUGCAAAAGAUGCUUCAGGGAUUAUAAGGAGCAUGGGGGUAAGAAGAGGGAGGAGCCGAGUUUGCGACGAGAUAGUUCCACAGCAUCCACUCCUAGCUUAUCUUUAAAUUUAAGUGAUGGUAGUAUAAAAAGAAAUUGGGUAUCCAGUUCGAACUUAGCUGCAGAAAAUGGUAAGACAGGAAAUUCCAACAGUGCCAGUGACCAAUCAAAUCCGUCUUCCUGGGUUUCGACGUCAGAUUUGGCAAAUUUGCAGGAUGACAUGCAGGCAGUACCGACAGUCAGUAUUAAGUUGCCGCCUAAGCGGAAACAGAAGCCUUUGGAUACUGGACAGAGAACCGUUUCAGAUAGUUUCUCGAUCAUAAAAGAACGAACUUCCCCAAUGUUUAAUAAAUCUGAUAGUUUAUCAGACAGGGUAAGGAAGUUCCAAGCAUCCAAGACAGAAAGCAAAAGGAUCCAAGUAAAGGAACUUAAAACAGUAUCGGAGGAUACCAACAAUCACGAUGUACAUUAUCUCAUCCAAGUCCAAAAACGUACUAAAGAUGACUACUACGACAGUUCAUCGAGCUCAGACCAUGACGACACCCUUAGUAAUGCUGGUACUGAAACAACCGACACCACCUUAGUAGGGAUCGACUCAGAACUAAAAGAACAACUAGACAGUCUCAAGGCAGAACUAGAAACCACCAAGACAAAAUGCGAUCGUUUGGAACGUGAGAAGAGCGACAUUUUGCUCCGAAGACUGGCUGCUAUGGAAACCACUACGAGCAAAACGACAGCUACAGAGGUGUUGAAGUUGCAGCAGAAAUGUAACGAGAUGCAGCAGCAGCUGGAGGAUUGUAGAGAUGAAAGACGUAGUUUGACCCUGAGGGUUAAGGAGCUGGAAGCUGACUUAGAUCUUAGGCCGACGGUGCAGGAGGCGCAGAAGAUAGCUGAUGAGCUAAGGUCAAAAUUGCUAGCAGCUGAGACUGUAUGUGAGGAGUUAAUGGAUGAGAAUGAAGAUAUGAAGAAGGAGUUGAGGGAUAUGGAAGAGCAGCUGGAUGAGAUGCAAGACAACUUUAGGGAGGACCAGGCAGUGGAGUAUACGUCCAUUAAAAAGGAGUUGGAUCAAACCACUAAGAACUGUCGAAUAUUAUCGUUUAAGCUAAGAAAAGCUGAGAGGAAGGUUGAACAACUGGAAGCUGAAAAGGUUGAAAUGGAUAAGAAAAUGAAUGAGAUUUCAGGGGGAGCAGGAGGAACCUUAACGCAUUUGGAUAGGAUUAAGCAACUAGAGCAAGACUUAAAAGUAGCCAAUGAGGUCUCAUUAAGGCUGCAGAAGGAACUGGAAGAAAGCAAUAGAAAAUUAGAAGAGAGCACCAAGACAACAUCGAAAAAAACCAAAGCUCCUCCCUUAGGGGUCAUUGGUAAAAGCUCUUCUGGAGAAGGGCAAAAAGUAUCCAGGGCGAGUCUUACCAGAGGGGGUUCUCAAGAUGAUCCUGCUCAACUACUACGAGACUUACAAGAUUCCUUGGAGCGAGAGGCUGAUUUGAGGGAGCAGCUGAAGUUUGCCGAAGAGGAGGCAGAAAACUUACGCAAGAAAGUCUCACGUAUAGAAGAGGACAACGAAUCAUUAGUGCUCCAACUGAAAAAAAUGGCUACCAAGGCUAGAAGUCGAAAAUUGAGUCCAACCAACCAAAGACUUACGCCAGACUCAAAAGACUCCAAGAACCAGUCGGAUGACGAUAACCUCGAAGAUUUGAAGCUUCAACUGGAGCUGAGCGAGCAAGAAGCUUCAGUGCUGCGAAAGAAAAUUGAAGAAUCCGAAGCUGACAACAGACGGUUAAAAGUAAAAGUGAAAGACCUUCAGGAUAAGUUGAUUACCAAAGGCACUAGCAGGAAGUCAUUGCCAACAAGUGAUAAAGGAGACACCAUUGAUAGCCAGAAAAUCAAGAUACUUGAAGACGAAACCACCGAUUUAAGAAAGAAACUGAUAGAAAAAGAAAGAGACUGCGAGAGGCUACAUGCUGAGUUGACUUUGAAUCAGAAACGUUCCAAGAGCGUCCAGAAGUCCAAGUCUUUGGACCUCGAUCAGCAAACUCUGGAUCUAAAAAGGCAGUUGCAACUGAUCGAGCAGGAGGCGUCCAUCUUAAGAAGCAAAGUGCAAAGCUUAGAGUCUGAAUGCGAGAAACUUACUGCUGAAAACAAGAAGCUCAGCCUGCUGAAGAGUAUUAAAGGAAAAACUAGUGAAAAGUCAGUGGAAAAGUAUAUGGACCGGAUAGCAGCUCUUGAGGUUGAACUUAAUGAAAGCAAACAAGUUAUUAGGGAGCUUCAAGGAAUGGGAAACGGGGCACAAAGUAGUAGUAAGGUGAGUCAAGGAGAUUUCAAGAAGUUUAGCAGUAGAACUCCAAAGAAAGUGUCAGCACUAACAUCUCGAGACCAACUAAAAACCAUGGUUAGCGACCUGGAGAAGGAGAUAAGUGAGAUUCUGAUGUGUAUGAAGACCAGCGAGAAUGAAAAGAUAAAACUGGAAGAGGAACUGAAGAGGUUAAAGGAAAAUAGUGAAACAGGUAAAGCUUUGGAUGAAAUAAGAGAGCUGUACAAAAAGUUUGGCAACGUGGAGAAGUAUGAUGAUGAGAAAAGUAAGAAAUCAAAACUAGCCAGAAAUAGUGGUGAAAUGUCUUUGGAGAUAAGCAAAAUUCGGGAUGUUAUUGAAAAAGCCACUAUUGAGAAAAAUGAGGCGAAAGAGCAACUGGAUAAGGUGAACAAGGAACACAAGAAGACCCUGAAAGAAAGACUAGAUCUGGAAAAUAAAAUUCUAGAUUUACAAAAUAAGAUCAAAAUUAUGGAGUCCGACAAGCAAGAAGCGGCCACUUUAAAUAAAAAAAUUAAUAAUUUGCAAAACUCCCUGGACGAAAAAGACAGUGAAAUAAAUAACCUCAAAAAGGGUGCUGCUGAACUAGUAAAGCUCUCCAAUGAGGUGUCAUUAAAAGACAAAAAAAUAACCGACUUAGAAAGUCGCGUAGAAAAGUUUGAAACUAAAUACACUGAAUGCAACAAGAAACUCAAAGAGCACAGCAAAGAGUUUGACUCUAAGCUUGAAAAAGAGAAACAGAAACUGAAAGACCUUGAAGAUAGCCUGAGCAAGAUGGAAGACGAGAAACGGAAAGUCAGUUAUCAAGCUGAGACAUUAAACACAAAAAUCAAAGGAUACGAAAACACCAUCAACCAAAAAGACAAACUAAUCAAACAAUUGGAAGAAAGUCUGGCCAAGGAGCGAGAGGUGGUCUCCAAAACCAACCUGAAAAUAGGCGAACUUGAAGGUAGGGAAAUCAGCAAGCUGAAAAGCGAACUGAGCAAGAAGAACGUGGUUGUAUCCGAGCUAGAAUCGAAGCUAGAGAUGGCAAACAAAAACCAGCAGAACUUGCAGGAUAAAAUUAAAAAAUCCGAGGCGGCUUCCUCUAGUGCCCAAGUAGACUUAGAAAAGAAGAUCAAAGAACUACAGAUCGACUUACAAAACGAAAAGAAAAAGGUUGAGAUCUUAAAGGCAAACGCUGAGAAGGAACAUAAAAAUAGGGAGCAAGAACUUAUAGCGUUAAAAACAAAAAUUAAGCAGCUUGAAGCUAACGCUUCUGGUGGAGGAGUGAAGAGAGAACUGGAUUUCAAACACUUCCAAGAGUCUAUUGAAAAACUAGAGAACACUAUCACAAAAGAAAGGCAAAAGUACGACGACCUUACUGCUAAGUAUGAAAUAUUGGAGGAGGAACAUGUGGUUACCAAAGCAAAACUGGUGAUGGAGAAGGAAACAUUGGAAAAUCAAUUUAAAAACUUAAAAAAAGACCAAACCCAACUAGAAACUGAACUGAGGACCUUAAGAGACACGUACACCAGCCACCAAGACGGUUGGAUCAAAGAAAAGCUUGAGUUGGAGCAAAAGGUUAAAGAUUUAUCAAAAAUCAACUAUAACGGCAACGACAUUGAGAAACAAAGACUGAAAGCGCUCUUCGAGGAGAAACAAUCCGAGCUGGAACAGGUUAAGAAGGAGUACGAGCUCAUCCACGAUCAAAUGGAGUAUAUGAGGCGAGAAAACGACGAGUUAAAAAGGAAACUGGAUGAUUAUGAAAAAGUUAAUAAAGUCCAGAGGAAUAUUAGUGCUGACUCCUCCGCUAUGGAGCAAGAGAUUCGACAGCUAAGGAUCAAAUUGAAUAAUGCAGACAAGGGUCGUAAAGCGGACGUAGGCGAAUGCAAGAUGCGAUAUGAAGCCCAACUGAGCGUGGUGAAUCAAGAAAUCCAAUCCCUACAAAACCAGGUGCUACGGUUCAAGCGUGAACGUGACAAUUACAAGCAUAUGUUGGAAACCGCUCAAAAAACCAUGGGAGAACUAAAACAUUCCCCCAGAAUCUCUAGGGGAGCUGGACAUGACGAAAAGAAACAGUAUUACGAUGAGCUAGAGGAAUCCAAAUCAAAAGUAGCAAACUUGGAGCAGCAAAUCAGUUGCAUGGAAGACGAACUGUCUGAAGCAAGACUGGAGAGUUCUAGAUUAAAAACGGAACUAAUAUCAGAGAAAUCUUCAUGGGAAGUCCGAUUGUCUGAACUCCAUUCGAAAGUGAACGAGCUUGAAGAGGAGAAGGUUCUUAAUAGUGGUCGCACGAAGAUAAUGGGGUUGAGAACAAGGAUGGAGCUUGCUUGGCAAAAGGAGCGUGAAGAGCAGCAAAGGUUACUGCAAGAAACCGCUACAUUAGCGCGUGAUUUGCGGCAAACAUUAUUUGAAGUGGAACGGGAAAGAGAUAAAGAACGUCUCGAAGCCAAGAGGAAGCAGGAUCAGUAUAAAAAAACAUCUGAAGAAGAACAAGAAGAGACCAAGCGAAAGCUCACUGAGCUACAGUGUGAUCUUCUUGAGCUACGUGACGCUCACGCAAAACUAAGAACAACCAACGAGAAACUCCGAAGAGAAAAAGAACGUUUCGACAAGGAGCGUGAAUCAUUUAGAUUAUCAAGACUGGAGAGUCGCAAAUACGAAGAUGACUCUAAGGUUGAGAGAAUAAUUGAGCAAGUGGACAUCCUGAAGCAAGUUGCCCCCGAAUUGUUCUUUUCAAAAGACCAAGAGGCUCCAUACACUCCAACUCCUCCAAGGCGUACAAAGUCGAAGUCCAGAGAAACAUCGCCCGUCAUAGGAGCAACUGAGCCAAGCCAAGAAGACAAGCAACAACAAAUACAAAGGAUUAUGUUAAGGCUGGUUAAUACCACCGAGGACCUACGUAAGAUUCAAAAGUUCAACGAGCGUGACAUAGAAAGAGAACGAAUAAGAAAAAUGGGCAUGCGCAGAGCUACUUCCACUGAAGCAGAGAACGUUGGCAGCGCCAGGUAUGGAAAAACAAUCAAAAAGCAAACUUCUUUAGAAAGACAAGGCAGUCUGCAAAGGAAGAGUUUAUCUCUCGAACACAAUAUCCAGGCAGACCAAAACAUUUGGAGGAGUGAUGACUAUGGUGACAGUUUGUCAAGUCUACAAUCGUUUGAUGGUGAGGCUGAUAAGAUGGUGAAGAGAGACUCCAGCUUGGACAGCAGAUUGUCCGGAGGGUCGACGCAAAGUGACGUUGGUGACAAGAAGAAGAAGAAGUCACUAAUGGGCAAAUUGAAGAAACUGACAAAGUCCAGGAGUAUAGACGAUCAAGAUCCGGGAACUUUCUCUGAGCCUAGAAAUUUAAGUUCUAAGAGCAGUACAAAAAACAACUCUAACUCAGACGUAAACGAGGAAAAGGGCAGCAAAUCAAACUUAAAAGAACGAAUAAGUGGCAUAUUCAGGCGAAGUGGGUCAUCUUCCCGAAGCAACAGUCAAGAACGGAGGGAAACGAGUUCAACUCAGAGACCCCUAAUACGGAAUGGUACCAAAGUAAGCGCAAGCUCGUCCAACGCAAGCUAGUAUUAGUAAAUGUUGUUUUAAUGAAUCAAUCAAUGGAUGUUUAGUGCAGUGUUCGCUACCUAGAUUGAUGUUUUAUGGUCCUUAGUUCAAACAAACUAUUUGAUUCUCAUCUUAGUUUGGUUCCAGAAUAUUUAAAAUAUUCCUUGUGGGAUAAAGAUCUUAUUUUGUGGAGAACGAACUAGUCAUUUAAGGUGCAUAUUAAAAACUAAUUUUUGUCCCUCAACCCUAAAUAAAAUUUAAGCUAAUAUUGAUCACCUUGGGUCCCGACAAUGCCGCAGUGGGAAAACGCUGAACUAAGGAUCGAUUUAGCCGGGAUCAAUGUACUCCUUUCCUAUAAUAGUUAAAAAGAUUCCUGUAAGAACUUAAUUGAACAAUAAUUCUAAAUGUUGUAACAUUUGAUAAAAUAAACCAUAUUUUCCAUGCUCAA
This is a messenger RNA of Anthonomus grandis grandis, 6712 nucleotides long. RefSeq names its product restin homolog. Bases 313 to 6285 code for a protein of 1990 amino acids. The record is from RefSeq and is a predicted model, not a curated record. Lineage: Eukaryota; Metazoa; Arthropoda; Insecta; Coleoptera; Curculionidae. The transcript is spliced from 20 exons.